Eremomyces bilateralis CBS 781.70 is the source of this 1620-nucleotide messenger RNA. RefSeq lists its product as uncharacterized. The record is from RefSeq and is a predicted model, not a curated record. The transcript is spliced from 2 exons. Bases 124 to 1425 code for a protein of 433 amino acids. NCBI's taxonomy places the organism in Eukaryota, Fungi, Ascomycota, Dothideomycetes, Eremomycetales, Eremomycetaceae.
AUUGGCCUCGGGCUAUGCUCACAAUCCAGGGGUGGUUCCUCCGGUUUUGUUUUGCUAAGAUCGAUUAAAAGGAACGGAGGUGAACGGGAAAAAUAAGCGCAAUUCAUCUAUCGUGAUUCGUGAAUGAUCAAUGAUGUCGAGUCCGCGACACCUGAUCAUACUCAUGCAACUCAUCAGCAACGCAAGAGUGCAAACGUUUUACUAGGUACAUCUAGGGAGGCAUCCGAAAAGCCAUUUGGAUCCACGAAAUUCACAUCCAGAACUUUCGUGCGGAGCGUAAACAUGCUUCGAUCGCUCGCUCUUGUUACUCUGGGAGCACUAAAUACACAAUGGACCCCUCCAAGCUCCUGUCUCUCAACAACGACGUUAUGGGGCUCGUCUUAUUUUCUCGGAUUUCAAAGCACGAUUGGUCUCGAUUCGGAAUGCAUACCCAAUGCUUUUGCAACACCCACGGAGAGCAUCGUUACUUCCGCCCUGAUACAAAUCACAACUGACACCAACGAACCGACACCAUCAACCUAUGCGACAAUCACGGGCUACACUACACUCACUCCAUCAGCAACGCGAACCGCUCUAGGUCAACUGAUGCCCGCCAGUGAAAUCAUAUCCUCAGUAGGAUAUUACUCCCCAGGCGUAUGCCCAUCAGGUUAUACCUAUGCUGCAAGUUUCACGGCUGGAAGGCCAUCGGCGUCGGAAUCGGAAUCACGGUACAUUUGCUGCCCUAGCGGAUUUCAAGCACCGACCUGGACAUCUACAUCAACCCGGACGAGCAAUGGGGCGAGGUUUAUCGCCAAAGUGGCAACUUAUGACUAUCCAUUAUGUAGUCAAUCUGCCACAACCCUCACAAAUCUAUGGAGCAUGACACCAGGAUGGCCAGACGUGCGGCCAUCGUCAUAUACCCUUACAGAAGCCGAGCGAACUUAUUCGGAAAAUUAUUUCCGUGUGAGCGCGUCGGGAGUAGUGGUCGCAUGGAAUCCUACGGACACCGCUGUCGUCGAUUUCAUACGCAGUAACAACGUUUCGCUACCGCCCCUUCCAACGUACGGACCCGAAUCCAAAACCCAAUCUAAGAGCUUGAGCCCCAGCAACAUCGCCGGCAUUGUGGUCGGGUCCAUAGGUGUCGCCUUAGGCCUUGGCUGCUAUAUCUGCUGUGCGUGUAGGAAGAGACGAAAGACCUUCCAGCCAAUCUCAUCGCAUGAUGGUGGCUCGACGGAACACGGGGUUGGCACGUCGACUACGUAUUCAAACGUAGUCACAACGCCAUCUUCAGUAUAUCAUGGCACGAAUAUGGAACUGUCGAAUAUUUUUACUGCAACGACGGCCACCACCACUCCACAGCCAGAGAGGCCGGCACGAGACACAGAUGGUGUCUUUGCAGAGGCGCCGCCGCGGUAUGAGGAGGCGGUCUCGUCAUCGAAGCCUUGAAUGAUACCCUUGGGUUUAUAAUAGUGCCUUUGCAUUUGGAAGGGCGUUUAGGUCCUUUGGAAUGUCUUUGUUUGGAAUAUCUUCGCAAUGAAUCUAACCGCACCGGUCCAGCGCGUCGAACUCGAACACGCAGACGACAGCAAUUUCUUCAAAGAUCCUGCCUCCGAGCAGGCACUCUUGAAUGGGGGGAUAUAU